AUGGCACAGAACUGUGAAAUCCCCCACCAAGCCUCGGAAUCUGUUGAUGACGGGGGAGCAAAUCGUUCUCCAGGUGGCGAGGUCGGUGUGACGCUGAGGUUUUGCGACUUCAUAGUCCAGACACAAUUUGAAAGCAUACCGCCUCAAGCUCUCGAAAAGCUCUUAGAUCUCAUUAUCGACCACAUUGGUGUUGGUGCCAGUGGAGGUGCUCAGUCGGAGUCGAGCAGGUACAUCAUCACGGGCGUCGAGGCUUUCACUGGAGGUGCCACAGGAGAAAGCAUUGUGUACGGCAAGGAAAAACGGUACCCGGUCCCUACCGCUGCAUUGCUAAAUGGAGCAUUCGCGCACUCAUUCGACUUUGACGAUACGCUUGCUGUCGGCGUUGUUCAUCCUGGCGCAAGUAUUAUUCCUGCAGCCCUGGCUCAAGCCCUAGAGUCCGAUGCUUCUGGGAAGCUUCUUCUUACAGCCAUCUCAGUUGGAUACGAGGUAGCCUGCCGUCUCGGGCGGGCCUUGUCGACCGGCGGUUAUCCCAGAGGCUUCCACAACACAAGCACGGCGGGGAUCUUCGGGGCGGUGGCCGCCAUCAGCAAGAUCAAGGGUCUUUCGCCAGAGCAGAUCUACAACGCCUUUGGAUUGGCUGGUUCGAAAGCCGCGGGCUCGAUGCAAUUCCUUGACAACGGAUCUUGGAAUAAAAGGCUACACCCUGGCUUCGCAGCUCACGAUGCCUUUCUGUGCGUGGCAUUGGCGGAGGCUGGCGUCACAGGGGCGUCACACAUAAUCGAGGGAAAAUGGGGGUUCCUACAGGCACAUUCUGCAGAAGUCAAUACUGUCGGUCUCACGGACGACCUUGGCACGGAGUGGCUUUACCCCGCGACGGCUUUGAAGCCGUUCCCUGCCUGUCGCUUCACUCACACCGCCAUCGAAGUGACCGCAAACGUUGCGGCGAAGGCCAUGACACAGAGAUUGCCAGAGAAGAUCACCGUCCGGUUGACUCGCGCUGGCUACGGCAUUGUCGGCGAACCCAGCCCAAACAAGCGACACCCCAAGACGAUCGUCGAUGCCCAGUUCAGCAUUUACUAUCAGAUAGCGAUUGCUUGGCUUUUCGGCAUGGAAACCGGUUGGAGUGCAUACGAUGUCGAAAAGAUGCAGAGCAAGCAAGUGGCCGAUCUUUGCGACAGGAUUGAGGUCAUCAUUGACGUGAUGAUUGGAAAAGAAUUUGAGGCGAAGAUGUCGUUUGUCGGCGUCGAUGGUUUAGGUGAUGUCGAGGAUGCCAUGGUAUAUCCUCUUGGAGAAAACGAACAUCCACUCUCGAGUGAGAGGGUUCAAAAGAAAUUCUUGGGUCUGGUUGCUUCUGUAUAUGGCACCCGCCGUGCUGGAGAAAUCCUGGAGGCUGUGCGCAAGCUUCCCGCCGGUUCGUCGAGUGAUUUGAUCGCACUGCUCUGA
This is a messenger RNA of Colletotrichum spaethianum, 1443 nucleotides long. RefSeq lists its product as uncharacterized. Lineage: Eukaryota; Fungi; Ascomycota; Sordariomycetes; Glomerellales; Glomerellaceae. The coding region runs from base 1 to 1443 and encodes 480 amino acids. Gene Ontology annotation, molecular function: lyase activity. The record is from RefSeq and is a predicted model, not a curated record. The transcript has a single exon.